Messenger RNA from Pecten maximus, 5447 nucleotides. RefSeq names its product actin-related protein 3. Gene Ontology annotation, biological process: Arp2/3 complex-mediated actin nucleation. The record is from RefSeq and is a predicted model, not a curated record. Lineage: Eukaryota; Metazoa; Mollusca; Bivalvia; Pectinida; Pectinidae. Gene Ontology annotation, molecular function: actin filament binding. The transcript has 11 exons. Gene Ontology annotation, cellular component: actin cortical patch; Arp2/3 protein complex. The coding region runs from base 126 to 1406 and encodes 426 amino acids.
AUCCACCCAUUUUCACUUCCGUGUUCGAGUCGCACACUGUACACCUCGAUAGUACACAUUCAUUGUAUGUCUACUGUCAUUUGGCCGACGAGCUUAAAUAAGGCGUGGUCGAGUAUAGUGCUAAAAUGUCGCUUGGUCCUAGUUUUAAAAGUCCCACAGGGACCCCGGCCGUUAUCAUUGACAAUGGUACAGGCUACACAAAGAUGGGGUAUGCUGGUAAUACAGAACCACAGUGGAUUAUCCCGUCAGCAAUUGGUGUGAAAGAGUCUGCCACUGUGGGUGACCGGUCAAUCCAGAGGCUAGGAAAGGGGGUGGAAGACCUGGAUUUCUACAUUGGGGAUGAAGCUCUCAGCACUCCUUCAUAUUCUGUGAAGUGGCCUAUUAGACAUGGUGUUGUCGAGGACUGGGAUCUGAUGGAGAGAUUCAUGGAACAGGCAAUCUUCAAAUAUCUACGGUCAGAACCAGAAGAUCAUUUCUUCCUCCUUACGGAACCACCACUCAACACUCCAGAAAACAGAGAAUAUACAGCAGAAAUUAUGUUUGAGUCUUUCAAUGUGCCCGGUUUAUAUAUAGCAGUACAGGCUGUGUUAGCUCUAGCUGCAUCUUGGACGUCUCGACAAGUAGGCGAGAGAACAUUAACAGGAACUGUGAUUGACUCUGGAGAUGGUGUUACACACGUUAUACCAGUGGCAGAAGGCUACGUCAUUGGAAGCUGCAUCAAACACAUCCCUAUUGCUGGACGGGACAUCACAUACUUUAUACAACAACUGUUGAGAGAAAGAGAAGUGGGGAUACCGCCAGAACAAUCCUUAGAAACGGCAAAAGCAAUAAAGGAGAAAUAUUCUUACGUUUGUCCAGACAUUGCUAAAGAGUUUGCGAAAUAUGACAAAGAUCCCAGCAAAUGGAUGAAACGACACGAAAGCAUCAACAGCAUCACAAAGCAGAUAUUUGGUGUGGAUGUGGGCUAUGAAAGGUUCCUUGGACCAGAAAUCUUCUUCCAUCCAGAGUUUUCCAAUCCCGAUUUCAUUACACCUAUCUCAGAGGUAGUUGACACAGUGAUCCAGCACUGCCCAAUAGAUGUUCGGAGGGGUUUGUAUAAGAAUAUUGUACUUUCUGGAGGCUCAACGAUGUUCAAAGACUUUGGUAAAAAGUUACAACGAGACGUGAAGCGAGUUGUGGACCACAGAUUAAAACUUAGCGAGGAACUAAGUGGAGGGCGGAUAAAGCCCAAACCAAUCAAUGUAAAUGUGGUGACGCACCAUAUGCAGAGAUAUGCAGUAUGGUUUGGUGGAAGUAUGUUAGCCUCAACUCCUGAAUUUUACCAAGUGUGCCACACAAAAGCCGAUUAUGAUGAAUACGGCCCCAGCAUAUGCAGACAUAACCCUGUUUUUGGUACCAUGUCCUAACCAUAUCUGCCUCCUAGGAACAAAUUGAAUACAACUCAUAGACUACAACACUUCGUAUACAGACCAGGACUAAGGAAUUGUUGGUGAAUCCUAAAACAAAAUCCGAUGGCCAUUUUCACUACUGCUGUUGUUGCUGCUGCGAGUUGAUAGACUUUGCAGAGAAUCUUGAACAUAACAAAAAUCAUGAUGCCUAUUAAUGGUAUUAAAAAUAUUUCAACUAAAUUGUUCAAUUGUUGAAUUAUGCCUUGUGGGAAAAAAAUGUUAAAUGUUUUAAAACAUGAAAUAUGUCCGAUAAGUAUGCAUUUUAGAUAUUGUUUAAGACAUAUGUAAAACGUACUGGAAAUUCAGGCUAUUCCGUGGUAUAGUUUGGAUUCUGAAAACAUGAAAUGAUCUUAUCAAAGUUGAGAUAUUAUAAAAUAUUGUGUUCAGUUUAGGGUUUCAAUUGAAUUUCAUUUAGGUUACAAUUAUUUAGUAUCCAUAGAAAUUCUGGAUGUCCAGUGUUACGUGCUGGCCUUUGAAGUUGGAACUUUGCUCACAAAGAAGAAUUCUAUAAAGCAUUGUAUUGUCAUAGCAUGUUAUGGUGCAUUAUGAUGGGUACACAUUGAUCCAGAUCGUACCACUCUCAAAAUAAAUCUUCAAACAACUUGUUAGAAUUAACAAAAAUGUUUUUCCUAAACUCAACCAUGUUUUUUCAUAGUUAAGGGUACUCCAGCCACCUUACAGGUUUCCACAGCUAGAUAAAUUUGACAAAUGUCUCGUGGUUGGCAUGAAAUAUUGAUUAAGAAGAGCUAUUGUAUGCAUGGCUUAUCGGCAGGUGUAGGAUAUUUUGUCAGGUCAAAACUGUCAUGACUAACAGGGCUUCCAUUGACCCUAACCUUAAGGGAUUUCAGAAUUUAAGUCCAGAAAUCUAAAUGGUAAAACAUUUUCAAGUAAAUGUGUACCUUCCAACCUAAAUAAAUGUGUACCUUCCAACCUGAGUCAAACUUCAUUUUGGGAGAGAAAAACACACCACAUAAGGGUCUCCUGGAAGCCUUGACAAAUCUGUGAUUAUAUUUGGUGCAUUUUUUCACUACUUAACAUAGUCUUACUUCAAUACAAUUUGUAACCUCUGUGAUCAUGCUGAUGUAAAUUUUCAGUUAAUAGAACAAGAAGUGUUUAUCUUUUCAAGACUUUACAAAUUUGUAGAAUAAGGACACCUCAAAUUCUGAUAUGAUUUGUCCAUUAACAAAUUCCUUUUAGAUAAAUUAACAAAAAGAAAAGUUUUCUAUCAUUAUGAUUUUGAUGUGAUGGUGAUACUGUUUAGAUUUAUUUUAUCCUUAGCCAAAAAUAGUAAAAUGUACUUUUGCAUUAUUUCUGAUAAAGAUAGAAGUAUUAAUUAUAGGUUUUCUUUAAAUUACAUGUACUUAUAUUUACAGAUAAAUAUUUAAUGUGAAAAUUGAGUCUUUUAAACAAUAAUGAUGAUUGUUUGAAAAUGGUUUGAAGAACUUAGCAAUCAUAUGCUGUGUUUUAGGUAUCUUUUUUGCUUUGAUUAAUUACUAGAGGCACAAAUCAACAGCUUGAAUAUCGUGUGUUAACAUGUAAUAAUUGCUGUAGUAUGUACCAAGUUUGAUAUGUUUCAAGUACUAGUGGAUGGAAAGUGUUGUAGUAUACACAUUUCCCAAAUUACGACAUUCCAAAUUUUAGUGCCAUUGGGAAAUAAGAUAGUGCUGUUUAAUCCGAGUUGUCAGUCCUUUGAUAGAAAAGUAGGAUUUAUUGUAUAACAGGACUGAUGUAUUUAAAAUAGGAGAUCCCAUGUAAGAGGGAAAGAUUGGAUUCUUGUCAAAGACAAACUUGAGUAUUGUUAUAUGACAAUACUGGCCCCAGUUUCAUCAACAUUUUCCUUGGGAAGCAUUUUAGUAUUGGAAUUACUAAAAGGAACUUUCCUUAAACUCAUAUAAUGCUUUCCUAUGAAAAAUCUUGAGGAAUUCCUUUAAGUUUGGGAAUGUUGGUGAAAAUAGGGUCUUACUACUUUAUAUGGGCUGGUUCCCAUUUCAGUUCAAACUUCUGACAAAUUAAAUGAAUUAUCCACGACAAAGGGACAUUGAAUGUGGAAAAUUUUUCAAAGACGUAUAUUUUUCUGUUUUAAAUUUGUUCUUUGCUAUCAGGUAGUUGUUUAUAAGUCUUAUGUUGCAUUCAGUCUCAUGAGGAAUCCGUUAAAGUAUUUGAGGUAGAUCAUACAAAGGAGGACAUAUCUUUGUAACCAUCAUUUAAUAUACCACAAGAUUUCUAUCUUAAAAAUUAUAUUAUUUUAUUUCAUAUCAUAUUUAUGUUUAGCAUUAUAUUUUUUUAGCACAAAAACUCCAUUGUAAUUAUGCUGUUAAAUUUACCCACUACGAUGUCCUAGUAUAUAAAAAAGGAUGGCUUAUUAUAUUUGUGAUGUCGUAUGACGUCCUGUAAGAAUUCCGAUAGGAUCUAUAAAUAGAGAAGAAUAAUUUCAAUACUGUAUUGCAAAAAUCAAUUUUUGCAUAAAAUCCUAGAUUAUGUGAUUAAAACAUCUUCGAAUUGUUAUUUUUGGCUUGAGAUUGUUGAAUUUCACCUAGAAAUUGUCAUUUUAUGUAGCUUUGUUCACAAAAAUGUCAUUUUUCAUUUACAGUGGCCCUGUGCACUAAAAUGAAAACUUCCAAAAUAACAAAUUAACGAUGAUGAAUGGUAUUGAGAAGUGUAACAACUAUAUAUUUCUUCUUCUGCCUUUAUUUAACAUUUUGGAGAAGUUAGGAUGGUCUUGUUAAGAAAGGAUUGUUUGUAAUAUUGUGACAUUGAGAAAAAUGAAACGGUCUUCACAUUUCCUAUGACUAGAGUAUAGACUUUACACAAGGUGAAUGUGCAAGUUUGUUCAUCAAUAUUUGUUAUCAAAGCCUCUGUGUUUUUGCUUAUAUAAUUACAAAUAUGAAUCUUUAAUAAGUUCAUCUUCAUAAUCCCGAUGGGUUUAUCUCCAUCAAAGUUGCCAAGUCAUGUCAACAAUUCAUAAAUAAAUAAUGUAAUAAACAUCUAAAACGUGAACCAACCUUGCGUGUGCAUAGUUACAUCCCAAGAUGAUAAACAGAUGUUUUUUUUUUCCGCUGCCAAUUCAUGGUGUUUUUUUUUGACUCUGUAAGACAUGGAUGUGAUUUUACUCAAUCCUUAUCUUUGCCUUAAUGGCAGCAACCAGUACGCCUGGUCUACUUUUGGCUUCUGAAGACUUCCGACAUAUUUUUGUUAUUUUGUCCUAAUUUAUAUGUUACAAAAAACAUAGAGGCUUUAAACAGACUCGGUGUGAAAUGUAAAUGAUAUAGGUUAUCUUGUAUUGCUCGGAAUGAAGUGAGGAUACAUUUUAAUUAUUGGUCUGGAUCCCACAGAAAAAUUAAGUGUCAAUUAUCAAAAAUUGUUUUUGUUCUCUUGAAAAGGUGGUGUUUCCAAAAUGGAGUUCUGUGACCUUGAUAACAUUGUUUAAAAAAAAUUCAAAUACACAAAGGUGAUGAUAAAAAGUUCCAUGUUGGAAGUUUUCUACCAUAGUAAUAUAUAACAAAAUAUGACAUUGGUGUGCUGUUAAUUUAUACUGUAUUAAUUCUCCUGUAAAUUUUUUUUCACUACUAUUUUUUAAGUUUCAGUACAUAGUGACAUAUUUCUAAUUAAAAAAAAAAUAGAUAAUUUAUUUGAACUUUUUCUUUUCCUCCAUGUUCUUUUUCCAAAUGUAAAAAUAGAAAUCGGAUGCAAAUAUGUCAAUUUGUUUUAAGAUAGUACUUGUUAAUGUAUCACCUCUUUUCUGAAACAAAUAUGAAAAGGAAUUAUUAAUGUACAGUGUAUAAUAUUAAUAUAUAUGGACUUAAAAAACGUUUUGUUUUUGUUACACUAAGUGUUGCGAAUAAGCCAACUUUUAACACACAAGGUGGGGAAUUCUGCUAAUAUUAACAUCAUAUUAAAACUAGGAUACAUGUAUCGGACAACUGGAAGAUUGUAUAGUGUACAAACUACAUUGGUAAUAUUUGAUACAAAAUGAUAUGUAAAUAAAUAAAUGAUAAUAAA